GAAUUUCUUCCUCUUUUUGUCUGCUUCCCAAAUCCUUGCUUCCAUGAGCAUAUAUUAUCUGCUCUGAUCUCCCAACAAAUAUCAGUAUCAUAAACUAAACAAACAUGUCGAACUUUGCUCGGAAGUUUAAAGAAGAUGAACAGUUCCAGAGCACCAUCAUCUCACAGUCAUCGAAAGACAGUCCUAACCCAACUGAAAAUGGAUACCCGGAGGCUGAGGUUGUAGCAUUAUCUCCAAGGACUUUGAUGGCUAUAAAUAGGUAUGUUUGUGAAGUGUGCCAUAAAGGGUUUCAAAGGGAUCAGAAUCUGCAGCUGCACAGGAGAGAACACAGCCUUCCCUGGAAGCUGAAGCAAAGGCCAAAUACACAGGUUAAGAAGAGGGUAAGCACUUCUGCAGGAAGCAUGGAGAGAAGAAGUGGAAGUGUGAUAAGUGCUCAAAACGGUAUGCUGUUCAAUCAGAUUGGAAGGCUAGCUCACACCAAGAUAUGUGGCACACGUGAAUACUGGUGUGAUUGUGGCACCAUUUUUUCAAGAAAGGACAGCUUUGUCACGCAUAGAGCAUUCUGUGAUGCAUUAGCAGAAGAAAAUUACAGGGUGAACACGAACCUUACAGCUGGUGAAGGAAUGUUUCAGAGCCAAGAGCAGCAAGAGCUAUUCACUUCAGUGGUGCCUAGUUCAAAUUCCUGCUCAAACACAAAUGCAUCCGUUUCCAUUUCUAACGAGAACACUGAGAAUUCUUCAAGGCCAUCAUCCUUGAGCUCAGCCGGAGUCAUGAACUCGAGCAACUUAGGCCCACUUUUCAACCAAAGAAUGUCAAGGGCACCAUACAUAGCACUCGUAUCCCCCAACUCAUCUGCAACAGCCUUGUUACAGAAAGCAGCAGAAAUGGGUGCCAAGAUCAGUGACAAUACCAUAGCUCCUAUUCUCCUCAGAGGCUUCACCGGUUACUCUUCAAGCAGCACCAACUCAUCUGUAUUUGCCCACGAAGGCUCCUCUAACUUGGGGCUGAAUGCUGUAGGCGCCAAUAGCUUGAUUAUUGAAGAGCACUCACCGGAGGAUUCAAGACCUCGUCAUUCUGUUUCUCAAACAGCACUUUUUGAGUCUCCCCAUUUUGUGCACUCAGGAAAUGGAAAUGCUGGUAGUCUGUUGGGAGAAGUGCAUAUGGGAGGCAAAGGGGAGAAAAUGACUGUAAAUUUCUUGGGUGGUGAACCAGGUGGUGUGAAUCCGAGCACCAGCGGGAAAAGAAGAUAUGAAGGUAACAUGGUGGGAUUCGAGUGCCCUAAUUUGCAUUCAUAUUGGUGAAAAACUAGUGAUUUCAAGGUUUUAUGAACGGAUGCUUCUGGUUUUGACGGACUAAUAAUCAUCCACCCCUUCGAUGGCAAGGGGGAACCUAAGUACCGGAAAAUCCUAUAAAUCAGAUUAGUUGCG
Messenger RNA from Rubroshorea leprosula, 1427 nucleotides. NCBI's taxonomy places the organism in Eukaryota, Viridiplantae, Streptophyta, Magnoliopsida, Malvales, Dipterocarpaceae. The record is from the annotation of a GenBank genome assembly.